Molecule: messenger RNA, 1253 nt
Organism: Truncatella angustata
Lineage: Eukaryota; Fungi; Ascomycota; Sordariomycetes; Amphisphaeriales; Sporocadaceae
Exons: 4
Coding region: 226-1020 (264 amino acids)
Source: RefSeq, a predicted model, not a curated record
AUGACAGGAUCCUGGAAGGAUCGUACUGGCAAGACUACAAGAGCCUGUGAUGCCCGUUGCGCAGUGGUGGGCGAUAUUUGGUGUCGCAAAAUAUAUCAAAUUCUAUUUUUUUCUCUCUCGCUAUACUGUAUUGUUCAGAUACCGGUAGCAUACGGUUGUGGUUAACUUAAAGUGUUCCAGUACGAAUCGCCACCACGAGGGCAGUGUGUACCCCACGAAACGGCAAUGGGUGCUGCUCCAUCGAUCCCACAAGAUCCGUCAAGGAAACUUGAGGUUAUAGAUAUGGGAUAUUCCCGGACUGCCACGAUGUCCUUUGCCUUUGCUUUUGAGAAAUUGUUAGACGGCCCUGCUAUGCAUGGGGGGACACAGAUGUUCAAUCGGGAAGAUGCAUACUGCAAGAAGAUCAGCCUAUUAUACAAAUACAAACGUGAUGGUGACCGAGCACGAUUAAUGAAGACGCUGCAGGACGUCAUCGGUGGCUUUGUGGGCUGUUCAGACUGCCCCAUGAUCCACUUCCUUCCAGAGCUCAUGGAAUUGUAUCCAGAUGCGAAAGUAGUGCUCGUUACACGAGAUCCAGAGAAAUGGUGGCGAAGUUUCGCAGUAUUCGGCGAUGAGAACGUGAAGAAAGACUGGGCGAAACGUCUCUUCGAGAUUUUCCUGGCUCCAGUCCCAGGAGCUCGAUGGUUUCCAGCAACAGCUCAGGGAUUCGAGGAAGACUUGAUCCGAACCCAUGGCAUUAAAUCCCACCCAAAGAACUUUAUUGAAAUGCAUAACGACUGGGUGCGGAGCCAAGUUCCUAAAGAUAAACUGCUUGAGAUGGAUCUUGCAAGUGGCUGGGAGCCCCUUUGUAAGUUCUUAGGAAAGCCAGUACCUAUCGAACCAUUUCCCAGAGAAAAUGAUAGAGAGGCAAGAGACAAAUUCAUGAAGCAGAAAAUAAUUCAAGCUAGUAUUGCAUGGGUCACGAUCCUGUCAGCCACUACUGUAGCCGGGUAUGGGGUCUGGCGCUUUUGGAAGAAAUAAAAAAUAUAUACGGAACCAUGCACAGCACCUGUAAAUUAUAGCUCAGCCAAUCUUCUAUCAAUGCCAGUCGAGUUUGGGUACAUCAUGUACUUGACAGAACUUCUAAAUCAUUGCGUGUGGAGAGGUAGUAUCACCCCAGACAUGUAAUAAUUGUUACCUUUUUGUCGCACAUAGCAGGACUGGAGCUCAUACAGCUUAGAUCUUAUGAGAAUGGAUUCUAUUCUAAAUACAAC